GGUUCAUCAUAGGCCCAGUCGAACAACAACCAGAACCAGGGUUAUGGUCGUCAGCAACAGCAAUAUGGUGGUCAACAAAACCAGUAUGGCCAGCAGCAGCAAUAUGGACAACAAAAUCAGUAUGGUCAACAGCAGCAAUAUGGUCAGCAGCAGCAAUACGGCCAGCAGAACCAGUAUGGCCAGCAGGGCCAGUACGGUCAGCAAAAUCAAUUUGCUCAACAGAGCCAGUAUUCUCAGCAGCCUGCCCAGUACGGUGGUCGCCAGCAGCCAGCUUCGCCCACUAGGAUCGAGAUGUCUGCUGUCCCCUCAAGCAAUAACACCGGCAGCGACAUGGGCGCCUUCUUCAGCGAGGUUACCUCGAUUCAAGAGGAUAUUACUAAGAUUGAGCAGAAUAUCACGAAGAUUGAGGAGCUUCAUGAUGUCUCGCUCAAUGGUGUUGCCACCGAGGAGCAGUCCUCGCGCACGAACCGACAAUUGGAGGGCAUUACCGCGGACACGACCCAGUUGUCGAACCGCACCAAGAAGAGAAUCAAGGAUAUUGAGCUGGCCAACCUCCGCCUGGCCAACUCCUCAGACAUUCAGAUCCGCCGGACCCAAGCUGCAGCCUUGAAGGAGAAGUUCUUGAAGACCCUUCGCCGCUACCAGUCUUCGGAAAGCGAGGCCAGAAAGAAGUAUCAGGGCCGCAUGGAGAGACAGUAUAAGAUUGUCAAGCCUGAUGCCACCCCACAAGAGAUUGCCCAAGUCAUGGAGAGCGACAACCAACAGAUCUUUGCUCAAUCGGUUCUUCAAAGCACCCGUUAUGGCGAUGCCAACAGAGCUCUUCGCGAGGUUCAGAGUCGCCACGAUGAUAUCAAGAAGAUUGAAAAGACCAUCCUGGAACUGCACCAGUUGUUCAUUGACAUGGAAACUCUGGUCACAGAGCAGGCUGAGGUGCUUAACACGAUCGAGGAACACACUCAACAGACGGACCAGCACCUGGAAGUCGGCAACAAGGAAGUCGACGUUGCGAUCGUCAACGCCCGCGGUGCCAGGAAGAAGAAGUGGAUCUGCUUGUGCAUCUCUAUCGUUCUUCUUAUCAUCAUCGUCAUCAUCGUCAUGGUCCAGGUAUGAGCGGGCUCUUCAUUCGGUGAU
Molecule: messenger RNA, 1131 nt
Organism: Gamsiella multidivaricata
Lineage: Eukaryota; Fungi; Mortierellomycota; Mortierellomycetes; Mortierellales; Mortierellaceae
Product: syntaxin-like protein
Exons: 7
Coding region: 292-1110 (272 amino acids)
Biological process (GO): vesicle fusion; intracellular protein transport; exocytosis
Cellular component (GO): SNARE complex; endomembrane system; plasma membrane
Molecular function (GO): SNAP receptor activity; SNARE binding
Source: RefSeq, a predicted model, not a curated record